UAUUUAGCGGCACGCGAGGCCACGCCCCAAAUCGGAAGUGACGGAGACGAGCUAGCGCGUCGAAGCUACCUCUAUGGUUUUCCUCUCGUUCUUGAGUCGGGAAAUGGCCGCUGUGUAGUUCCAACGGAGAUAAACCCCAGGAACCGUGCUUUGGCGUGUCAGGAAUCUGAAGCUAGAGUUUAACUUCUCAGAACAUUCUCUCCAGGAAGAAUUUUACAGUCUUCACUUAUUGAUCCUGCAUAAAGCCCAAGGUUGUAUAUCUGCUUCUUCUACUUCUGUAAACACAUCUACUAAAAGACUCAGAAUAUACAAAGCUAUUUAAAAACAAAACAAGACAGAAAGACCCUGCUACUUAACCCAUCUUCCCUCAUGCAGUCAAGAGGAGUACAAUAACUUUUUUUCUCUCCUUUGAUGUUAAGGGAGAAAUGGGUCGCUCCAAUUCUAGAUCACAUUCUUCAAGAUCGAAGUCUAGAUCACAGUCUAGUUCUCGAUCAAGAUCAAGAUCACACUCUAGGAAGAAGCGAUACAGUUCUAGGUCUCGUUCCAGAACAUAUUCAAGAUCUCGUAGUAGAGAUCGUAUUUAUUCUAGAGAUUAUCGUCGGGAUUACAGAAAUAAUAGAGGAAUGAGACGACCUUAUGGGUACAGAGGAAGGGGUAGAGGGUAUUACCAAGGAGGAGGAGGUAGAUAUCAUCGAGGUGGUUAUAGACCUGUCUGGAAUAGAAGGCACUCUAGGAGUCCUAGACGAGGUCGAUCACGUUCCAGGAGUCCAAAAAGAAGAUCUGUUUCUUCUCAAAGAUCCCGAAGCAGAUCUCGCCGGUCAUAUAGAUCCUCUAGGUCUCCAAGAUCAUCGUCUUCUCGUUCUUCAUCCCCAUAUAGCAAAUCUCCUGUGUCUAAAAGACGAGGAUCUCAGGAAAAACAAACCAAAAAAGCUGAAGGGGAGCCCCAAGAAGAGAGUCCUUUGAAAAGUAAAUCACAAGAGGAACCGAAAGAUACUUUUGAACAUGACCCAUCUGAAUCUAUUGAUGAGUUCAAUAAAUCAUCAGCCACAUCCGGUGAUAUUUGGCCAGGCCUUUCAGCUUAUGAUAAUAGUCCUAGAUCACCCCAUAGUCCUUCACCUAUUGCUACACCACCUAGUCAGAGUUCAUCUUGCUCUGAUGCCCCUAUGCUCAGUACAGUCCACUCUGCAAAAAAUACCCCCUCUCAGCAUUCACAUUCCAUUCAGCAUAGUCCUGAAAGGUCUGGAUCUGGUUCUGUUGGAAAUGGGUCUAGUAGAUAUAGCCCUUCUCAGAAUAGCCCAAUUCACCACAUCCCUUCACGAAGAAGCCCUGCAAAGACAAUCACGCCACAGAAUGCUCCAAGAGAUGACUCUAGGGGACGUUCCUCCUUUUAUCCUGAUGGCGGAGAUCAGGAAACUGCAAAGUCUGGAAAGUUCUUAAAAAGGUUCACAGAUGAAGAGUCUAGAGUAUUCCUGCUUGAUAGGGGUAAUACCAGGGAUAAAGAAGCUCCAAAAGAGAAAGGAUCAGAGAAAGGAAGGGCAGAGGGAGAAUGGGAAGAUCAGGAAGCACUAGAUUAUUUCAGUGAUAAAGAGUCUGGAAAACAGAAGUUUAAUGAUUCGGAAGGGGAUGACACAGAGGAGACAGAGGAUUAUAGACAGUUUAGAAAGUCAGUCCUUGCAGAUCAGGGUAAAAAUUUUGGUACUGGAUCUCACCGGAAUACUGAGGAGGAAGGACCCAAGUACAAGUCCAAAGUUUCAUUGAAAGGCAAUAGAGAAAGUGAUGGAUUUAGAGAAGAAAAAAAUUACAAGCUUAAAGAGACUGGAUAUGUAGUGGAAAGGCCUAGCGCUACAAAAGAUAAACACAAGGAAGAAGACAAAAGCUCUGAAAGAAUAACAGUAAAGAAAGAAACUCAGUCACCUGAGCAGGUAAAGUCUGAAAAGCUCAAAGACCUCUUUGAUUAUAGUCCCCCUCUGCAUAAGAAUCUUGACACAAGAGAAAAGUCUACCUUCAGAGAGGAGAGCCCACUUAGGAUCAAAAUGAUAGCCAGUGAUUCUCACCGUCCUGAAGUCAAACUCAAAAUGGCGCCUGUUCCUCUUGAUGAUUCUAACAGACCUGCUUCCUUGACUAAAGACAGGCUACUUGCUAGUACACUUGUCCAUUCUGUCAAGAAGGAACAAGAAUUCCGAUCCAUCUUUGACCACAUUAAGUUGCCACAGGCCAGCAAAAGCACUUCGGAGUCAUUUAUACAGCACAUUGUGUCCUUGGUUCAUCAUGUUAAAGAGCAAUACUUCAAAUCACCUGCAGUGACCCUAAACGAGCGGUUUACUUCGUAUCAGAAAGCCACUGAAGAACAUAGUACCCGCCAAAAGAGCCCUGAGAUACACAGGAGAAUUGACAUCUCUCCAAGUGCCCUGAGGAAGCAUACCCGUUUAGCAGGGGAAGAGAGAAUUUUUAAAGAAGAAAAUCAAAAGGGGGACAAAAAAUUAAGAUGUGAUUCUGCUGAUCUUCGGCAUGACAUUGAUCGGCGUAGAAAAGAAAGAAGUAAAGAACGGGGGGAUUCCAAGGGCUCCAGGGAAUCCAGUGGAUCAAGAAAGCAGGAGAAAACUCCAAAAGAUUACAAGGAAUACAAAUCUUACAAAGAUGACAGCAAACAUAAAAGUAGAGAGCAAGAUCAUUCUCGAUCUUCAUCCUCUUCAGCAUCACCUUCUUCUCCCAGUUCUCGAGAAGAAAAGGAGAGUAAGAAGGAAAGAGAAGAAGAAUUUAAAACUCACCACGAACUGAAAGAAUACUCAGGCUUUGCAGGGGUUAGCAGACCACGAGGAACCUUUUUUCGAAUUAGAGGCAGAGGAAGAGCCAGAGGAGUUUUUGCUGGGACAAAUACUGGUCCAAACAACUCAAAUACUACUUUUCAAAAGAGACCGAAGGAAGAGGAAUGGGAUCCAGAAUAUACCCCAAAGAGCAAGAAGUACUUCUUGCAUGAUGACAGAGAUGAUGGUGUGGAUUAUUGGGCCAAAAGAGGAAGAGGUCGUGGUACUUUUCAACGUGGCAGAGGGCGCUUUAACUUCAAAAAAUCAGGUAGCAGUCCAAAAUGGACUCAUGACAAAUACCAAGGGGAUGGGAUUGUUGAAGAUGAAGAAGAGACCCUAGAAAAUAAUGAAGAAAAGAAGGACAGACGCAAGGAAGAAAAGGAAUAGUAAAUCUGAAGUAAGAUUGCAACAGAGAGCAGACCUUGCACCCGCCAUUUUUUUUUUACCUGAGUUUUGUUUUCAAAUAAGAAUGUAAGCAUUUUACUUAAAUUUUACUGUUUGCAAGUAGUCUGUAGAAAUUUUGUUUUAAGUCUUCAAAUAUCUUGAAAAAUAGUAGACUGUAUGUUGAAAAUUGUACUGAAAUAAAGUAGAAAAUUGUUACGUACCAUAUUUGUAACUAUCAACUUUUAAAACAAACUUUUACUGUUUUUGUUACAUGCAUUGUAACUGCUUUGUCUAUAAGAUAUGGUCAAGUACAACUCUGUGAAAGUUCUGAUUCUCUUCCCUCCCUGUUUGUUAAUGUUUUAUUCUGAAGUAAACGUUAGCGCUACAUACAAAUCCCUGAAGAAAUUGUUUAUAGAGACCACACUAAUUAUUUUAACUAUAUCCAUCUGUUUAACAUCUUCCUUUAUUUGAACACACUACAUUGUAGGGUGACUGAUUUUGAAGUAUACCACAGAAAAAAGUUGUUACUUUGAUAAACUAUUUUAACACUUCAGCAAAUGUUUAAGUGGGGAAAAAAGCUUUGCCAAUAGCUAAAAAGUACAGGUUAGUAAAAAUUAGAUUGAAAAGUUUGAAAAAUGUUAUUUUUACUGAAAGCAAGCAGUGGCCUAUAAAAACAUUUUUAGGAGCCUUUUCUAUUUGGGUUCAAAAGUCAGUGUUCUCUUUAUUUGUUCUUGAUAGUUUGAGUCAUGGUCUUGGAUGUCAGCUAUUUGAGAAAGGAAACUGAUUUGUAAUAAUACUGCAAAUAAAAUUUCCAGCACAACUGAACAUCAUAGUAUUAAUGAACAGAGCAAAACCUAUAAUCCUGGUGUUGGUAUGGAGUAUUAUCCUUCAGAAUAAUUUGACAAAUUAGCAUAUGAUUUCAUAUCUUCUAUAUUUAUUUGACCUUUUGGACAGCUGACACGUUGGUUUUUGUAGCGCAUCCAUGAGAAAAAAUAGACAACCGAUAGUUCUUUAGUAAUAUUUGAAGUAAUUUUUUUUAAAGUUUUACCAAAAAAAGUUUUGGUAGGAAGCUUGUUGCAGGCUUAACUUAGUUUUUAUUUUUUUUCCCUGUUUCAGUUGCAGUUUGUAAAUUGGCUUUUUUCUGUGUCUUCCCAAAGGUUCUAUUUGUCAGGUAGAUAAUCUUUCAAAUGUGAAUUAUCUUAUGUUUAUUUUGAUGGCUGUUAAAGGAAUGAAAAUUUGAGCUAUAAAAUUCACUGUUGUCUUUUUUUAUGAAAAUACAUAAACUAACCUACAUUUCAUUUGAUAAUUCAGCAGCUGAAUUAGUUGUAUAUGUUUGCAUUUAAAAAAGAUAAUGCUUAUUCUGUUGAUGUGAACUUUUAAAGAUCUUUAAGCAUAUGACUCUUUCAUCUAUGAAUAUGUCUCUAGCAUCUUGAUUACAGCCAGGAACAUUUGCUAAGAGUUAUUGGAAACUAAUCUAAAACCAAAUUCAGUAUAUGUGAUAUUUAUGGAUUAAGAGUCCUAUUGCAUGAUUUCCCCCAUUAAUUUUAUGUUUCUAAAAUUGUUGAUUAAAGCCAAGAAAAUACCUGCCAAAGAAAGUAUGUGUUGCAUUAAUCAGGACAUAACUAAUAUUCUCCUAUUCAGAAUUAAUACUUAUUUGUUAAAGCAAGAUGUAUUUAAUACCCCAAAAAAGAAUUUUCAUUACCAUUUUAUUUAUACAAAUAAACAUAGCUUUUUACAGAUAUUAUUUGAUUAGACACUGCAUCUGUAUGCAUGAUCAUAAUGUGCAGUUCUUCGUUUUCCAUUUAAGACAAUAGGAACGUUUUCCAUUUAAGACAAUAGGAAAAGAGAGAUUUGCUUAUAAAUUACUUAAUAGGGAGUUGGGAAUGAAGUUACUUUGAUCUUAUAUUUUAAGUGUAAGUGCAUUGCUUUAACCUUUGGUUACUAUUAAUUCUCUUAAAAUGGAAGAAAGAAUAUCAUACCAAAAUGUAGUGAGGCAGGGUGGUUGUUGAGAACUCUGUUAUAGAAUGCAUUAUGAAUGUUAAGUUUCUCAGAACCAAACAAAUAAAAAGUAGUCUGUAUGUAUUUUUUAAAACCACAGUUUAACUCCACACAUUAUGACAUGCUACAAAAGCUGAAUGGUUCUCCUGACAAACACAUUUGUUUACAAGUGCCAGGAUAUAACUCUGAUACCUGCAUUGAUAGAUUUCCUUUUGCCCAGAGAAGGGAAGUAAAAAUGAACCAAAGGAUAUUUUCCGUAAAGGAUUAAGAAAGCUGUUUAAGAUGGCCAUGACUCAAUUCUUACGUGUGUAUUCUCAACAUCCUAGGAAUUUUAAUACAAAAAGCAAAGUAUGUUUUUCCAAUUGCAGUCUAUUUCAAGGAAUUGCUAUUGUUCCCUCUGUCACAGUUAAAAUCAGUGUUGGCAAUUAAAUUAUAAUUUGAGGAAGAAAGUAUCACCCAUUAAGAAUGAAUGUAGAUGGCUAAACGAUUCUUACUCAGUGUAAUGUAUAAUUUAACAGGGACCCUUGUAAAUUGUCAUAUGCCAAUAAAAUGUCAUAAGUGGUA
Molecule: messenger RNA, 5750 nt
Organism: Oryctolagus cuniculus (rabbit)
Lineage: Eukaryota; Metazoa; Chordata; Mammalia; Lagomorpha; Leporidae
Gene: BCLAF1
Product: BCL2 associated transcription factor 1
Biological process (GO): mRNA processing; positive regulation of transcription by RNA polymerase II
Cellular component (GO): mediator complex; exon-exon junction complex
Molecular function (GO): mRNA binding; transcription coregulator activity; DNA binding
Source: RefSeq, a predicted model, not a curated record